ACUGAAGUAUCCAAUGGGACCUGACAAACUUAUUCCAGCCUAUGUCAUUGCCAAGCCUCAGGGACUGGCCGUCCUGUCACUCUUCAAAGCAGGUUUCAUGAUGACUGUGAGGGGCGGCAGUGGGAUAGUGAUCGCAAGGCACACUGAUGGAACCAUUGGCAUCGCUGGACUCGGUGGAGUAUUUGAAAUUGGUCUGGAGAUGAGUUCAGCACCAGCUAGACCACGGCCUCCCACACAGAGAGCUGCUUCCUCCUACAUACCCAGGCACAGGGUAAGACCCCGAGUGACCUCUCAAAUCCUCACACCAUUCAUCUUUCAGAGUAAUAAUAACUGACUGAACUGGUGCUGUUGUAAUGUUGAAGGAAAGUUUCUAUAUCUUUGCUUCUGACAUUGUGACUUAUUUAUGCUUGUGUUGAUAAAAAGUAAUAUUUUUGCAGCUUCUGCAGCUGUGAAACUAGCUCUGUAUCCAAGCUUAGACAACUGGGAUACCGAAGAUCAAGCAUCAGGUGGCGCUUUAGUGGUCGCCAGCAUCCUGGAGAUCUGAGCUUUGUUCUAGAAGAUCACAUCACUGUUUUCACUAAAACCGACACGCAGAACGACUGGUGAGAAGGAGAACUAAGAGGGCAGGUUGGGAUAUUCCCAGCUAAUUGUGUGUCGUAUAGCUGAAGGUACAAAAAGAAAAAGAAAAGAAACAUCUCAAACUGAUGACAAAUGAUGUCUGGCAUUGAAGGGUCCUUUUCUUUUGCACAGUUUGAAAUUACAUUUCAUGAUGAAGGAGUAUAUUUUUAAGAGCACUUGGGGUCAGUGAUCCCCUUAAGGCUCUGUUUUUCAAUGUUCCUGGCAUUGGUGAAAUA
Messenger RNA from Carassius carassius (crucian carp), 854 nucleotides. Its product is annotated as SH3 domain-containing YSC84-like protein 1. Gene Ontology annotation, molecular function: phosphatidylinositol binding. Lineage: Eukaryota; Metazoa; Chordata; Actinopteri; Cypriniformes; Cyprinidae. The record is from RefSeq and is a predicted model, not a curated record. The coding region runs from base 14 to 334 and encodes 106 amino acids. Gene Ontology annotation, cellular component: ruffle membrane. The transcript has 5 exons.